Molecule: messenger RNA, 2226 nt
Organism: Dipodomys ordii (Ord's kangaroo rat)
Lineage: Eukaryota; Metazoa; Chordata; Mammalia; Rodentia; Heteromyidae
Gene: Stxbp4
Product: syntaxin binding protein 4
Exons: 17
Coding region: 132-1799 (555 amino acids)
Biological process (GO): regulation of insulin secretion involved in cellular response to glucose stimulus; insulin receptor signaling pathway
Cellular component (GO): cytoplasmic vesicle
Molecular function (GO): syntaxin binding
Source: RefSeq, a predicted model, not a curated record
ACGGGACUCCUCAGACAGCGGGCGCUACGGAGGCCGGGCGGCCAGGUGAGGUCUUUGGAAGAGGAUUUCUAAACUCUUCAUCAAGAUCUUCAUUUACACAGCUGUUAAGUCCCCAGGACUGGGGUGAAAACAUGAACAAACUUCUGUCUGCUGCAGAACCAUCGAGCCUACUUGAAAAGAAUCCUGCCUUUCAGAUAAUAACAAUUACCAAGGAAACAGGCCUGGGUCUGAAAAUCCUAGGAGGAAUUAACAGGAAUGAAGGCCCAUUGGUAUAUAUCCAAGAAGUCAUUCCUGGAGGAGAUUGUCACAAGGAUGGACGUUUGAAACCAGGAGAUCAACUGGUCUCAGUAAACAAGGAGUCCAUGAUUGGUGUAUCAUUUGAAGAAGCAAAACACAUAAUUACCAGAGCCAAGUUGAGGUCAGAGUCCUCUUGGGAGAUAGCAUUCAUAAGACAGAAAUCUGAUGAUGGUCAUCCAGAAAACAUCUUGUGUCCAUCCCUGUUACAAGGAGAAAGUGGACCUCCAGCCUCAACAUUUAAUCUUUUUUCUCCUCCUUGUGAAAUACUCGUUCCAAAGAUCUCAUCCACUCCCAAGACUGAAGAUGCUCCCUUACCUUCUUUUAACAUGAAUCAGAUGAAACCUGGAUACAAGAAAACAGAAUAUACUACAAUUACUUCAUUAGACAGCAGCUCAGGGGAUAGGUCUAAUUCAGAUAUUGUUCCUGCCUGUGCUGAAAAUGAUGGACCACAAGGAAAGAUUUCCCUAAAUCCCUCUCUUCGCUUUAAGACAGAGAAACUGGAAAUGGCUUUAAAUUAUCUUGGAAUUCAACCCACAGAGAAACAACAACAAGCCUUAAGACAAAGAAUACCAGGAGACUCAAAUGGAACAGUGUCUUUUGGAGAUUUUGUCCAGGUUGCCAGAGAUUUGUUUUGCUUGCAGUUGGAUGAAGUAAAUGUUGGUACACAUGAAAUUUCUAACCUCAUAGACUCACAGCUUCUUCCCUGUGAUCCUUUAGAAGCAGAUGAAAUGGAAAGCCUUAAGCAGGAAAGAAAUGCUGCCUUAAAAGAAGUAACUAUGCUUAAGGAAAAAUUAUUUGAAUCAGAGACACAUAGGAAACAACUGGCACAAGAGCUCCAGAAUGUGAAGCAGGAAGCCAAAGCUGUGGUUGAAGAAACAAGAGCUUUGCGAAGUCGAAUUCAUCUUGCUGAAGCUGCACAGAGACAGGCACAUGGAAUGGAAAUGGACUAUGAAGAAGUGAUCCGUCUGCUGGAGGCUGAGAUUACAGAGCUGAAGGCUCAGCUUGCUGAUUAUUCUGACCAAAAUAAAGAAAGUGUUCAAGAUUUAAGAAAGAGAAUCACAGUACUUGACUGCCAGUUGCGAAAAUCAGAAAUGGCUCGAAAAGCUUUUGAGGCAUCCACUGAAAAGCUUCUUCAUUUUGUAGAGACCAUUCAAGAAGUAUUAUCUGAUAAUUCUGCUCCUUUAUCAAGUAUAAGUGAAAGAAGAGCCAUGUUUGCCUCUCAGUCCUCCCUCUCCCCUCUGGGAAGGAACGGACGCCACAUCCCAGCAACCCUGGCUCUGGAGUCUAAGGAGCUUGUGAAAUCUGUUCGUGCCAUCCUUGAUGUGGAUUAUUUACCUUAUGGGUGGGAGGAAGCUUACACAGCAGAUGGAAUCAAGUACUUCAUCAAUCAUGUCACACAGACCACCUCUUGGAUCCAUCCUGUGAUGAAUGUCCUGAAUCUGUCUUGCUCAGAGGAGAAUGAAGAGGAUUUCUCUAGAGAACUUCCCAACCAGAAAAGUUGAUGAUUUUCUAUAGGAAGUGGAGCUACAUGGUCUUCUUUGUCUACAUGCACAACCUGAGUAGAGACGUGGGAUGCCCAACUCUGCAACAGAAUGUGUGAAAUGGGAGUAAAGCAUGCACUGCUUGUUAGAUUGUCGAAUAGCAUCUAAUUCUGGAUUUAGGGAGUUUCAUGAAGCUUUGUGAUAUUACUAUAUACAUUUAAAAGAUCAGUUACCACUACAGUAAUUGUUUUCUUUUAUGAAAGCACAUAUAAUUAAUUUUUGUACUGCAUAUAUCUUUUUUCAUGUAUAAUUAUGUGCACCUUGAUAAUUUUUAUGUAGCUCAUUAUUUUAUACGUGGUUCAUUUUAUAUGUCAUUUACCAGAAUUUGGUACCAGAUAACAAUCAUUUUUGUAGUUCAGAUUUAUACUGAAAAAUUAUAUGAACAUAG